AAAGUGAAAGGAGAGAGCCAAGCUGAUGCAUUCUUAAGGGCAGAAGACAUCCGUAGCCACCCUACACUGACUUAUUGGACCUAUUCAACUUUAAUUCUCAUCAGUUUGCACAAUUGAUUCCAACAGCAGAGACACAAACAACACAAAAUAAUUCAUCUUAAUUUCUUACCCUGUAACAUUGGCUCCUUUUAGCAGCAAUCUAAGGCACGAGUUACAUUGCUGCCUUUUCUUCCCUCUUGUGGCUACUCCCUUAACAAUCCUGGUAGCAUGAACUGAGAGCACCUGCUAGGCAGGCAAGCCUCUGCUGCCUUCCUUCAAACGUAUCAGGGGGAGAUUUGGAAAGCAGAGCUACAUCACAUCAUACCAGCUGGAAAUGCAGCCUCGCAGUUCCUUCAGAUCAUAAAGGGACCGUCUCUGCUGGCCUACACGAUCUGCUUCCUUUAGCAUCCACAGGGUGGACCCCCUGCCUGGUCAACGUGAGCAGUUCAUCCCAUCAAUUGCAGUAAUAAUUUCAAUUAUUACUUAAUUAUCAACAAAUUCUCCCAGCACCAGCAGUCUACAACAUCAGCUGCUGUGGUACUUAAGCAUCUAUGUAACAACACUUAAGAUACCAGAACUACAGCCUGCGGAGUUCACAGAAAUCUGGGGCUUUUGCUAAAAUACGGAAAAUAAAUUGUCCUCCACACACCCGUUUAUUUAUUUAUUUUUUUUUUGCAUAACAAGUGGCAAACUGUUUUCUUGGUUUUCAUAGAAUCAUAGAACAUUUUUUUCUUUUACAACAUAGAUCAGCCCCCAGAAAGCUGCUAUGAAACAGCAGCAGCCCCAUGUCCACGCGUGGGGCUGAAUUCCACUGCAACCCCACCACUUGCAGCUAGGUCACAGAAAAGCAGCGAGGAGCAUUGUAUCUAACCAGAAUGGCAGGGGAAUUUUAUGCAGACGGAAUUCUUUGACUGGAGCUGGACGUCAGCCACAGUAGUGAGAUUUAUCUCGUAAAAUAUCUCUCGGCUCCUUCCAUAAAUCACAAGUGGCCAGAAAUACGGCUGUGUGAAUAACUGCUUUUGCAAUUUGGCUGCCAAAGCAGAAAUACAAAGCAAACCAUGGAUCAAGCCUAAUCUACCUAUUUCUGUUCUUACCAAAACUACAAGUGGAGAAAACACUAUUUCUGUCCCAAAUGAAACACUUCGGGUUCUUUCGCUGUAACGGUGAAACUUGUUGCUGAAGUGUUACUUGUCACUGAAUUCCCCAAACUGGAGGUAACAGACGCGUGUGGGAUACGCACCAAAAAGAAAAAUGACGUGAUCAGAUCCAUCCUGUGUGCGAGCCAGGAAACGGGGCUGAGAUAAGGUCCUGCCUCUCCUGAGGAAGUACGUUUACUGCUUGGAACUGGGAAGAGCUCUAAGUCCUUCCCUCAAGCUGCUUCUGCAAGCAUAUAUAUAAAUACAUAAAAGAAAGUGCUACAUGGAAUGAAUCCUUCCAAGCAACAGGGCCAGCAGCCUUGCUUUCACAGUGUCACAGUAUAACUGAGAAUGGAAGAGCUCUGAGGUCCUCCUGGUCCACUUCCCUGACCUAGAGCAGAGCCAGCUCCGAUGCCCAGCCGACAGAAAGGAGUACAGGUUGCCAUCUCCACUCCAAAAAAAACUUUAAAUCUCCGUGCUGCUUUAAAAAAGGAGAGAUUUUGCUCCUUCAGCAUACCCCGCAAUAUUUGCAGUGGCAGGUUCAGCUGUCCCAAGCAACAUCCUCACCCACACCACCUUAUUUUGCGAAAUCUGUUGAGUGCAGAAGAUAAGCGGGGUUACGUGCUGUGCAUGUAACUUCCUCCGAGACACCUACACAGCAAGGGGGGGCUGCCACAACAGGGUGCAGGAAGGGACACUGCCCCUUCCACCUCUCCAAGAGGCACUCCAUUCAUUUCUAAGUUAACGUUGUGCCAAAAACGGCCCAGGUUUGCCAUGAAAAACAGUUUCUUUUUAGUUGCAAACCAGAUUUCAUAGGCUUCGCAUUCCUUAGAGCAGACUUCGCAUUGAAAAUACAGAAAAAGACACAAUUGUUCAGAACAGAAAAGGAACCAGGUAACGUGCUUUUCCAGCAGAGCCCACAGAGCUUGCUGGGAAGAGUUACUGGAAUCCGAAACAUGGCCAAAGCUGGUCACUGUUUUUGCAAGGCAAAAUGAUGGCAAGAUGUCCAGUUAUCACUGCUCCAGUCCUGCCAGCUGCUCAGAGCCGCAGCACCUUCCAUGCCAGCCUGCACUUUGGACCAUGAACCAAGACACAAAAACUCCGUGUGAAGCCCUUUAUCUGUUACACAGAGCUAAAGAGCAGGUACGAGCCCAUCGAAGAUGCAUUUUAAAGGCACAUUUUGUCAGACACUGGUCAACCUCACUUUGGGACAGCCUGGGAUUUAUGCCACCAGAUUAUAAUUUGGAAAGUCUGACUUCGCGCCCUGGCUAUGCCCAAGAUUUUCUGAGCAACUUCAGGCAAGUUCCUGAAUAUUCCCCAGCUUCUUCCCAUUUAAAGCUCUGCACUUGUGUUCCUUGUCUCUUCAGGAUGUUAAAAAAUAAGGCUGCAAAACAGAAAUGUGUCUUGCGUCAAACCUUCAACCACAGCAGAUUUAGGCUUGCUGGGACAAUAGUUCCCCCUCCUUUGUCUGAAGUAGGAUCUGAGGUGCCCAGCUCAGCUGGGAACAAGUGCUGUGCAGACACAGCUACAACGACAGCAGAGGACCUCAAGUUCCAUGAACCUCCUCAGUACUUAACCCCAUUACUUUACCAGCUCACCAGAUCACCUGAAGACCUAGACCCAAAGCAUCAGGCACAGACUGACAAUAAGAUUGUACCCCAGGGGCCUUACAAUGCAGACCUGACCUUGGUUUGGGUCCUGAGAUGUCAUCAUAAUAAUGUAAUUUUUAAUCUAAAGCUUGUGAAAUAUGAUCUAGCACCUCCACAUAUUGAGUAUCCAGUGGUAAAAAUAAAAUAUGGAAAGUGUCAGAGUGCAGAAAAUACUGCCAGUUGUACUUUGAACUCCCUGAAAUCCUCAAUUAAUUUGUUUCACUUUGCCUGUGCAACAGAGAUGAGGUCUGAACGCUAUAGCAGAGCACAUGUAACCAGAAAGGGCUCAUGGAUGCAGCCUCCCAGGCCAAAUUCACCUGUAAUUAGGAAACAACGAACUGUCUUUUGCAGUAUUCUGAACUGUGGUGCAAACAGGCUCUGAUUGUGACAAUUUAAUGCCACGCUCCACCCGGGUGCUGAACAUAUUUCAGGAGAGCAAGAAGAGGUACAGAACCUAGGAAAUCCCAACUCACAGUCCCAGGAUAAACUCAAACCCACAUUAGGGAAUGAGUGAUCAGCACCGAAACAACAAAAGGGGCUGUCCACAUCUUCUGCCGCUGCGUCUGUAGACAGGCUGUGGGCCAGCAGGGAGCAGCACCACCUUACACCACCACAGCAUAAGCCUCUAGAGGAGAUUUGGCAAAGUUAAUGUCACAAGCGUAACUUACCCUAACAAACAUGUAAGGAUUUACACUGCUUUAACACUCCUGUUUGGGUAGCUUCCGACUGCUGCCAGCGGUGCUUGCCUGUAGCUCUGCAAAGCUUACACAUUUUUUCCUGCCUGGUCAAGGGCUGCAUUUGGUGCGUGAAUAACCAAGCUCUGCACCUGCCACAGCACAAGUGCUUCUGACUGCUCUAGGAAAGGGGGCUCUCUUGUAGCACAAAACUGAGAGCAGCAAAUGCUGGAAUGGGCAAGCCUGCCAGGAUAAGGGGUCUCUUCUCUCUGAAGGGCACAACGGUAGACAUUUUACAGUACUAGCUCUUAGAGAAGCAUGAAAGGGUCACUACUUCCUCAUUUAUGCUUCCUCACCUGCUUUUCCCAUUAUUUCUUCUUGA
Molecule: messenger RNA, 3880 nt
Organism: Cygnus olor (mute swan)
Lineage: Eukaryota; Metazoa; Chordata; Aves; Anseriformes; Anatidae
Exons: 2
Coding region: 2178-3206 (342 amino acids)
Source: RefSeq, a predicted model, not a curated record